AUGAUUUUAAACCGGAUACGACAAGCGUCCAUUGGUCAAGAUGACGAAGUUUCUGUUGGGAAACAGAGCGUUUCCAUGACGUCUCAAGAAGAAUCGAAAAAAUCCGGCGGUAAUCAACAGCAGCCGAAGCAGACGUCAAAGGCAAUGUUGGGUCAAACAGGUCGAGCUCCCAGUUUGCUGGGACUUUGGGCGGCAAAACGUUUCACACAAAACAUGAAAACAAAGUACAGUCGGACAGGAAGUACAUACGGGUCCACAGCCGCUUCUAAUUCGAUUCAAGUAACAAAGGAACCGUCAUACCGGACGGAACCGAAAACAAAAUUUAAUCCAGAUGUAGUUUAUGACGUCAUUAAAUCAGUAGUUGAUCAGAAGAUGCAGGGAUUCAAAUACCAUCCGAAAUUCUGCGCCAACAUAUCAAAACUGCUGAGUGACGAUGUUAAAGAGCAGGUGAAAAAACUGAAAUAUGACAGGUAUAAGAUCGUGGUCAUCGUGCAUAUCGGAGAGAAGAAGGGUCAGGGAAUGAUGGUGGCAAGCAGGUGCGCAUUGGACAAGGAACUGGAUAACUUCGCUACCUACACCAUGGAAACACCGGCGCUCUACUGUUCGGUGUCGGCGUUUGGAACGUAUAACGAGUAG
Messenger RNA from Dreissena polymorpha, 636 nucleotides. Its product is annotated as dynein light chain Tctex-type protein 2B-like. The coding region runs from base 1 to 636 and encodes 211 amino acids. Gene Ontology annotation, molecular function: dynein intermediate chain binding. Gene Ontology annotation, biological process: microtubule-based movement. The transcript has a single exon. Lineage: Eukaryota; Metazoa; Mollusca; Bivalvia; Myida; Dreissenidae. Gene Ontology annotation, cellular component: cytoplasm; cytoplasmic dynein complex. The record is from RefSeq and is a predicted model, not a curated record.